This is a messenger RNA of Phragmites australis (common reed), 820 nucleotides long. RefSeq names its product small ribosomal subunit protein uS9-like. Gene Ontology annotation, biological process: maturation of SSU-rRNA from tricistronic rRNA transcript (SSU-rRNA, 5.8S rRNA, LSU-rRNA); translation. Lineage: Eukaryota; Viridiplantae; Streptophyta; Magnoliopsida; Poales; Poaceae. Gene Ontology annotation, cellular component: cytosolic small ribosomal subunit; ribosome. The transcript has a single exon. Gene Ontology annotation, molecular function: RNA binding; structural constituent of ribosome. The coding region runs from base 81 to 530 and encodes 149 amino acids. The record is from RefSeq and is a predicted model, not a curated record.
UCCUUUCGCUUCCCUCUCCCACCUCCUCAAGUAGCCAAAGCCCUAGCGCCGCCGCGAUCCCAGCAACCGCCACCGCAACCAUGGCUGCCGCGCUCACACGCCCGCCGGCCGGCACGGUCCAGUGCUUCGGCCGCAAGAAGACGGCGGUGGCCGUGGCCUACACCAAGCCGGGGCGUGGUCUGAUCAAGGUGAGCGGCGUCCCCAUCGAGCUGAUCCGUCCGGAGAUGCUCCGCCUCAAGGCCUUCGAGCCCAUCAUGCUCGCCGGCCGCACCCGCUUCAAGGACAUCGACAUGUGCAUCCGCGUCCGAGGCGGAGGGAAGACGUCGCAGAUCUACGCCAUCCGCCAGGCCAUCGCCAAGGCGCUCGUCGCCUACUACCAGAAGUACGUCGACGAGGCCGCCAAGAAGGAGGUCAAGGACAUCUUCGCCCGCUACGACCGCACCCUCCUCGUCGCCGACCCCAGGCGCUGCGAGCCCAAGAAGUUCGGAGGUCGCGGCGCCCGCGCGAGGUUCCAGAAGUCGUACCGUUGAGCGGCUCUUGUCGGAUCGUUGUGGGUGUUCUUGCCUUCGUUUCCUAUAAAAAAAGCUACUACUCAUCUGGUUCUAUAUCUAGCAGCCGCAUUACCUUCAAGUUUAGAUUUUUUAAUCCUAGUGUCGAACCUUUUGACAUUGUGACAUGAGUGUGAGGAGAAUUUGAACACCAUUGGCUAGUCUCUGAAGUAUGGUUUUGCUUGUUACCUAUGUCGAGGAAAUACGGUAUCAUUGCCGUAUAUUUACUCGUUGUAAGAGUAGCCUUUCAAUUUUACUCGAGUAUCUGUUUA